GCAGGAACUGCGGAGGCCGGGUGGAAAGGCAAAGGGGAGGACGCGGAGCCGGAGAGGACAACCAGGACAACCAGGACCGCAGCCUUUAGACCAGCGAGGGGCUGCGAGCAGCAUCCCCCGGCAGGAAACGGGAAGCGCUUUACCACAGCCCACGGGGCGUGCUGGCAAGGCCGGCCGGCCGAUGAAGGCUCGUCCUUCCUCGCUGCCGAGAACUUCCCGGCGGCUGCUGCGCCUCUGCGGGAGGAGAUCAGCCAGGGUGUGCCCCAGCCCACUCCCGACGCACGGCAGGGCGGAGAGGAUGCAGUGCCACGUGGGAUUCCCCGCUGCUGUCCCGGGGCAGCGGGACGCGCCCGCGCUGCCGCAAAUUUGGGAUUUUUGGGCGCGAUCGGGACCGGCGGGAUUCGAACCCGCGGCCUAAGGAGUCCCGCGGCCACGCCCCUUUAGACCACGCCCACACGUGGUUUGUCCCGCCCCAGGUCACGCCACGCCCCUUGCCGCCGGCGGGUCAUGUGACUGACCAAGAUGGCGGCGCUCAGGGCGGCGGUGCCGGUGCUGGCGCUGCUCGGGCUGGGCCUGGGCCCCGCGGCCGCCGCCACGCCGCUGGUGAUCUGGCACGGCAUGGGAGACAGCUGCUGCAAUCCGGUGAGCAUGGGCUACAUCCAGAAACUGGUGGAGAAAAAAAUCCCGGGGAUUUUCGUCCUGUCGCUCAAGAUCGGCAGCAACCUGAUCCAGGACAUGGAGAACAGCUUCUUCAUGAAUGUCAACGAGCAGGUGAGCCAGGUGUGCAGGCAGCUGGCCACAGAGCCCCGGCUCCAGGGGGGCUACAACGCCAUGGGCUUCUCCCAGGGAGGCCAGUUCCUGAGGGCUGUGGCCCAGAGGUGCCCUGCUCCUCCCAUGCUCAGCCUCAUCUCCAUCGGGGGACAGCACCAAGGCGUGUACGGCUUCCCGCGCUGCCCCGGGGAGAGCUCCCACCUCUGCGACUGGAUCCGCAGGACGCUGGACCUGGGGGCCUACAGCAAAGCAGUGCAGCAGCACUUGGUCCAGGCAGAGUAUUGGCACGACCCGCUGAAGGAGGAGGAGUACAGGAAGAGCAGCGUUUUCCUGGCUGACAUCAACCAGGAGAGGGGCAUCAACGAGACCUACAAGAAAAACCUGAUGGCUCUGAAGAAGUUUGUGAUGGUGAAAUUCCUCAACGAUACCAUGGUGGACCCUCCAAUCUCUGAGUGGUUUGGGUUUUACAAAAGUGGCCAAGCCAAGGAGACCAUCCCACUGCAGGAGACCUUGCUGUACAAAGAGGAUCGCCUGGGGCUGCAGGAGAUGGACAAGGCAGGGAAGUUGGUGUUCCUGGGGGUGCAGGGGGAUCACCUGCACUUCUCAGAAGAGUGGUUUGACAGCUCCAUCCUCCCCUUCCUCCACUGAAGCCCCCCCGGGAGCCCUGGGCAGGGAUUUUCACUGGAACUAACACCAGCCACUGUGCACAGCCCUCGGUGCAGGCAGGGAUUUGGGGAGGGGAACAAGGGGGGGUUUAGCUCAGGGGGGUUUUAGCUCAGAGGGGUUUAACUCAGGGGGGUUUAGCUCAGCAGGGUUUAGCUCAGCAGGGUUAACUCAGCAGGGUUUGCCAGGGUGGAAUUGCACUCCCAGCUGGGCUGAG
Molecule: messenger RNA, 1651 nt
Organism: Onychostruthus taczanowskii (white-rumped snowfinch)
Lineage: Eukaryota; Metazoa; Chordata; Aves; Passeriformes; Passeridae
Gene: PPT1
Product: palmitoyl-protein thioesterase 1
Exons: 9
Coding region: 523-1419 (298 amino acids)
Biological process (GO): receptor-mediated endocytosis; protein depalmitoylation
Cellular component (GO): lysosome
Molecular function (GO): palmitoyl-(protein) hydrolase activity
Source: RefSeq, a predicted model, not a curated record